Messenger RNA from Drosophila ficusphila, 1323 nucleotides. Its product is annotated as DNA damage-regulated autophagy modulator protein 1. Bases 211 to 951 code for a protein of 246 amino acids. The record is from RefSeq and is a predicted model, not a curated record. The transcript has 4 exons. NCBI's taxonomy places the organism in Eukaryota, Metazoa, Arthropoda, Insecta, Diptera, Drosophilidae.
CUCUAAUGAAAUUAAAAACACUAUCCGAUAUAAAGCUAGAAAGUAUACAACUCGGUGGAGUGCCAGCACUGCUAGCGACCAAAACAUUUCGUUCUCAGAAUCGGUUUAUUGCAGCGCAAUUAAAGUAGAUAAGUUUGUUGUGGCCAGUGCUACAGUGCAUCGCCACAUCCAACAUCCAACCAUCCUCGCCCCGCCGCCUCCUCUGACGAAAUGUCACAAGUUUAUCUGCUGCCGGUGGCUACGUUCCUGGUUUUCCAGGUCACUUUUAUUGGCACGUACAUUUUUGCCGUGUUGGAGGGCCAUGUGGUGCCCACGGUCCCCUACAUCAGUGAUGCAGCGACUUAUUCGCCCGAGAGCUGCGUUUUCGGGCAGCUGAUCAACAUCGGCAGCGUUCUGUUGGGAAUCACAAUUUACGUGCGCUACCGUCAGGUGCUGCAGCUGUACGAGCACCACCCGGAUCUGGACGCCUCGGUGCUCCGGCACAACCGUCUGGCGCUGUGGUUCGGUCUGGUGUCCUGCCUCGGCAUCAGCUUCGUCGGGAACUUUCAGGAGACGAACGUGCGGAUUGUGCAUUUCAUCGGAGCCUUUUGCUGUUUUGGCUGCGGCGCCCUAUACUUCUGGAUGCAGGCGCUGAUCUCGUACCUGAUCUUCCCCAUGGCAGGAACCCGCAUUUACGCCCACCUGCGCCUGGGCAUGUCCGUGUUCUGUACGAUCCUGUUUAUCGUGCUGGCCGUCACCGGUGUGAUGUCGCACAUCCUGUUCAAGGGGCAGAAUCCGCGGAAGUGGUAUCCCUCGGACGGCGGCUGGUACUUCCACGUGAUAAGCUCUAUUUCGGAGUGGAUCCUCGCCACCAUCUUCAGUUUCUUUAUCCUCUCCUUCACCCAGGAGUUCCGCGACGUGUCGUUAUCGCAUCCGCAAAUCGCCUUGAUGUCCUACGCGACCACCAUCUAGAGUGUAGCCUGCUGGCUUAAGAGCGGAAAGCUUGGGCUGGACUAGCCAGUAAUUCCUUGCAAACUUCUACAUUUAGUAUACAAUCCUGGGCGGCAAGGGCAAGGGUUGUGAAGAUGAUGUGCUUGUCCGGGAUACGCACUGCGACUGCCUUCUCUCUUUCUGAUGCUCUGUCUCUGUCGGAUUGCUGUGAUAUGUUCAAAGUGAUUCCCAAAGCUAGGGAUUAGGUCGCGCCGAACGGGGGCAGUGGCUAAUGGAGGAGUUACAUUUAUUGUUUACCCGAGUUCGUUUUCACAUUACUCAUUACACAUACUAAAUCGAACUAACCGGUAGAAAUGAUCUGUAAAUCUGUAAAAUACAAAAAAGUUAAAUGAA